This is a messenger RNA of Musca domestica (house fly), 3206 nucleotides long. RefSeq lists its product as uncharacterized. The record is from RefSeq and is a predicted model, not a curated record. The transcript is spliced from 4 exons. Gene Ontology annotation, cellular component: nucleus. Bases 2192 to 2989 code for a protein of 265 amino acids. Lineage: Eukaryota; Metazoa; Arthropoda; Insecta; Diptera; Muscidae.
UCAGUCAAGCAACAACCAACCAACCAACCCACCGAUCGGGACCACUCAGUCAGCCAGCCAGCCAGCCAAUUUAGCGAAAAAGACCUUAACUUUUGAAAAAUAUUUUCUGAAUCAGUCAGUCAGUCGUGCGUUGGCAUGCAUACCAGAAGUCAGCCAACUUGUCGGCGGCAGCAGCUAUACAAAACAAAUUAAAAUUUAUAGACUAACCAACUCAACUCGGGUUGUUGUUAAUCGAGUCGAGUCAUGGUGGUGGUGUCGGUGAUGAUGAUGAUGACGACGACAACGUCAGCGACAGGAAAAAUAGCGAAUCGGCCGGCCGGCCAGACAGUGUCUGUUCAGUGGUGGAGAAAAAUAACUUGAUACUACGUCGGCAUUUUUGCAAAACAAUGCAAAAAUGUAAGGCCAUAAUAAAACUAUGACGGCGUUGGCUGGUUGGUUUGGAAGAGAGCCAUCAUCCAUUCAGAGACGGCGGCGACCACAGCUACAAUUAACGGCCAUGACAAACAAAAACUGUUGUUGGCUGGCUGACUGGUUGGUUGGUUGCGCAUCAUUCGUUUGUUCAUUGCCUGCCCGCCUGCUGCCCCUGCUUCUUGGUUGAUUUCUUGCUUAUUAAUCGUAUCGUGUGGGGAAUUAAGAAAACACCCCCUUCCGUUGAUUCGUGACAACAAGACAAAAAUGCGCUCGCUAAGGAGGAGGAUGAUGAUGGUGGUGGUGGCAACAAAAUAUGUUGAUGGUGCACAAAACAAACAGCUUUGACGGCGGCAUCUGUCUGGCUCGUCGUCGUUAAAAUCUCAUCGAAAUCGAGAUUCGAUAUUCGAGGGAAAAAUUAGGCAAACAGCAUUAAUAGUAGGUGUUAUCGCCGCAGAAAAAUAGCCCCCAACAAAACAAAGCAGGCACGAACCAACAAAACGAAACUUGUCAGCAACGCAAAACAAAAGAGGCGCACUCGGUCAAUAACACAAGCAACCAACACAGAGGCAUGCAUGCAGGCAACCAAACAACAACACACACUCGUUUACACUUGAAAUUUCAAUGAGAAAGACAGAGAGCGAGAGAGAGAGCACGAGACUUUAUUUGCCGUAAUGGGUGUGCUCUUUCGCUCACCCAACAUGUGCGAUAUGCAUGAGUUGUGUGUCGCCGCCACUACUCAUCAACAUUCGUGUUCGUCGUGUUCUUUUCAGAUAUCAUUAUUUUUACUUCGGGUUUGCUCGCUUUUUCUUUUGGGCGCCGCAUCAUUCAUUUGUUGGGCCCGCCGUUAUUAGUUUGUUUACAUCGAGAACGCACGCCAUCAUCAUCGACCGACCGCCACAAUUUUUAUUAUUGUUUGCCGCCGUCAUCACACGUUGUCGAACCAACCAGCUGACUUGUUGUGUGUAACGUUGGUUGCGGUGCUUCCACGUUUCAGCACAAGCAACAGUCAUUCUCAUUUCGUUUCUUGGUUGCGCCAUCAACCUGACGACAACGUGUAACCGCCAAUGUACUAGGCGACCAGAAUUGCCAUAUGAGAUUAUAGCAAGCUGCAAAAAAUGGCAAGCAAACCGAUUUUGUUCCGUAUACACUGGUGGUGUAUACACGUGAGAUAGAAGAGAGACAAAACGAACGAAGCGACAGACAACAACACAUUUCGUUUCAACGAGAAACGAUGAAUCGAGAGGGAAAAUAUAGCAAAUGUGUUUGAGUGGCAUGGUUUGUUUUAUUUGUUUUGGGGUGAGAGGGCAAUGUGUAGAUGAGACGUACGCAAAUAUGUGUGUGUGUGUAAUCACACAUUGAGCACUUAAUCACACAGUGGGUUAUAUUUGAAAAAAUACUUCAAAUUAUUUACGAAACGAUUUGUUAGCCCCUAAGGUCGUCAUUUUGUAUACAUCGGCAUUCCACAUACAUAGUAUGUAUAUGUGUAUUAAGUUAUUCAUUCUGUUUGUAACUCAUCGAAAUAAUGUUUUUUUACCCUAUAAACACCCCGAUUCUUAAUGACAAUUCCCUGGGAAUUUUUUCCCUAUUCCCUGUUCCCCUAUUCUAAAUAAAAUCUCCCGGGGAAUUUUUUCCCUUCUCCCUUAUUCUAAAUGAACUUCGAAAAUGGGAAACUCUUCCCCGGGAAAAAAGUAGGUAUUAUGAAUGUCAAUAAAAGGGCGAAUGUGAUAACGAAUUUUGGGAAUAAUUCCGCCAAAAAAUUGCAAGCGAGUUGUGCCAAAAAAUGUCAAAAACAACAAACAAAAAGCAGUUAGACAUUCUGCUUACCUCUAUGCAAUUACAUAGCGAUAUUGCGCGAGGUUGGUUUAAGGGAGGAAAAGAGGAGCUAAACCGGGUAUGGCGCAAUUUGGAGGCGGAAUUAAAUGCUGCCGGGCCACCAUCAAAAAGUGUUGCCGAGUGGAAGAAGGUAUGGGCCGAUCAAAAAAAGUAUGUACGGCAGAAGGCGGCACAAAACCUCAAAUACUCCAGAGGAACUGGUGGAGGCCCCAACAUGGAGCAGAAGUUUUCUGCAAACGAAGAGGCCAUAUACGAUUUGGUUGGCAUGAAGGAGUCAGUGGAAGGUGUGGCCAUCAAGUAUGGGUUAGGAUCUUCCACUUCUACAAUACAGAACCCAGAACGCCUUCCAAAUGAAAUUCUGGAGUUGCUAGAGCCAGACGGAGAGGAGGCUGAAUGUCCUGCGGUGCACAGCAAUGAAGACACUCCGCAAAAGCCGCCGGCGAAAAAAAUUAAAAUAAGUGGCCAGCAUUUCAAUACACAGGCAUCCGCUCGCGACGUUCUAUCAGAAGAGAUAGACAUUCAGAAACGUAUGUUGGAUGCAAUGAUUGAGCAGCAACAAAUUUCAAAAAAGGUGUAUCGUUCUAUUGACCGCCUUUAUGAAGUCAAAAAGGAAGAACUAAAAGAGCAGAAAAGGCACAAUUUAAUUAUGGAAAAAUUGCGGCUAAGAGAAGUGGAGGAUAAAAUUGAAAAGAACCGCCGACUCUUAGAACUGGAAGAACUGAAAAAUAAUCUAGAAAGUACCUGAAUAUAUAUAUAUACACAUACACACAGACUGAAAACGUGCAUAUGAACGUACCUGUAAAUAGUAUUAGUUUUGUUUUUAGUUUUAGAAUAUGAAUUUAUGUGUUUUCUUUUUGUUUGUUUUUGAACAUGAAUUUUAUUGAGUUUUUUUUUGGUUGUUUUUGAAUUGUUUUUUAGUUUGUUUAAAAUAAAAUGUGAUGCUAUUCCUAUGUGAUAACUAA